This is a messenger RNA of Gigantopelta aegis, 2362 nucleotides long. RefSeq lists its product as uncharacterized. The transcript has 5 exons. Lineage: Eukaryota; Metazoa; Mollusca; Gastropoda; Neomphalida; Peltospiridae. The record is from RefSeq and is a predicted model, not a curated record. Bases 41 to 601 code for a protein of 186 amino acids. Gene Ontology annotation, biological process: regulation of cell cycle. Gene Ontology annotation, cellular component: nucleus; cytoplasm.
UGUGUCAGCACAUUCUUCAACUGGAUCCGUCAGUGUGUGCAUGUUUAUUGCUACCUGUCCGUUACUCCAGAGAGACCGAUCUACGGAAAUCUAUACCACUAUGACACUAACGGAAAUUAAUGAAAACACAAAUAUGCAGAAAGAUCCGCAACAUAAUCCUAACAUUGGCUCGAAUCUGAGGGAGGCUAUUUGGCAGGGCCUCGAGCAGGAGCGACUUACCUGUGGCAUGUUGGACUGUGCCAAGCUGCUUGAGAGCAAUCCUGAAAACGUGAUGAUCUGUGUGAUUCCCGAGGCUGUCGAUGACGUCACAGUGCACAUCCACCAGACGCUGAUCGUGGCGUUCUGUCUGGAGAAUGGCAUCAGACUAGUCAGAGUUGACAGUGCUGAUAAACUGCUGAAACUUGUGAGUGGCAGAAAGGGGACCAAGCCAAACGACAAUGACGUAGUUGGCGGCAGGGCUAUCGGUCACGACGCGGGCUGCGUCAUCGUGCAGUACCCCGAGGACAGCCUGAGUGCUGAGGAAGACGUCGUCAUGCAGUGGAUCAAGGCGAUGAUGUACGCCAGCGACGGCCCCACGGCCGUGGUCAACAUCUCGGUAUGAGCAAGGACAACACCCAUCUCAUACUGACCACAACACCAGGGAAUGCCUAAAACCCUGGACCCAAAAAAAUCCGAAUACAAAAUGAAGCAGUGCCAGGACUUCUUGGACAUGUAUCCAUUAGACCAAUCUGUGGUUGAGAUUGGGUCACGUGACCUCAUCUCCACCAACCGCUUGCCGGGCGGGUGAUUACACGCGCGAGGGCGCUGUUCUGCAAAGAAGGGAGAGCACUUGCCUUCAUAUUGUAAUUCAUAUUUGCUGUGCUCAUCAUUUGUUUACUGAACGAUCAUAUGACGAUGACGUGAGUUGUCCUAUAUCACACUGAUGAAGCAGUCUUUGCAAAUAUGGAGGAAAAGGGAACGCAUUUAUUGUUGCAUUUGUGACAGACAAUGCUUCUGUGUGCUAUAUUUGAAAAGUGUGUGUUUCUAAAAAAAAAAAAUCCAUGUCUUAUCGUUGCUAGGCAACAACAUCUGUAUCUAGGCAACAACGACUGUGUCUUCUGUUGGCAGAACAUGGUUUAUUUAAAGACACAUUUAGAGAUAAGAACUAGUGUUAAAAAUAUCUCAAAUGGUUCAUUUAACUUGAACAUUACUUUGCUUGUAACUACAAGGUUAAAAAGAACUGAUGUUAUCAUAUUAAUUAGACGGAAUAAGUGAUAGAGGUACCCUUUAACAUGCACGAAACUAAACGUACGUACGCGAAAAGUAUUCUUGUUACUGUUCGAGAACACUAACAUCGUAAUCUUGCAGUCACACCAUAUUACAGUUGUGUCAUCAAACUGUAUCCAUUGUCCAUUAAGGGAUUCAAUCACUGAGCUGCUGCACCAGAAGGCGUGUUCUGGAGACUGAGCGCUUGCAGUCGCUCACUAGAUCAGAUUGCACUGAACUCUGUGAUACAAUAGACUGAUCCAUUGUACAUUAAAGCCUAAGGAUUCACUCACUAAGCUGUUGCAACAAAAGAGUGUUCAGAAGGCUGAACGCUUACAGUCGCUCGCUAAACUGUUUUAUGCAUAACUCUAAAACGGUGCUAAGAUAAGACUGAGAUGAAAACCAGUCACAUAGUCCGCGAGCGCACGCCUCUAUGAACACGCCAAACAUUACGCAUGGGUGCAUUGCGGUAGUGAUUUGUAACCGAUAACCUAAGGUUGCCUGUACUCCUAAUCUGGCAAAAGUGAUAGUUGUUCAAGUGAAUGGUUAUUCAUGUGAAUGUUAUGAUUUAUUUCAGCAUUGUACGGAAUGCAGUUGUUAUGGUUUUGAUUGAUGAUGUUACAACAGGUCUGUAGGAAUGCGAAUUCAAGUGGGGGUGGGCGGUAAUUUAUAUAUAUAUAAAACCCAAUUUGACUACUGUCAUUAAACAAAGGGCAUGUUUCCUUGUGAAUAUUUCACAGUUGGAUGGCGUAAAUUUACAAUUUCCUGCCAUCUAAAGGUCAUAAUUAAUGUUCUUUUGAAGAGGUUACUAAUACUUGAAAUUGCUAAAUAAAAUGUGAAGGGACUUUAGUUCUUGGGGUCCCCGUCUCCCGGUUUCUACGGACCUGUACAACAGUAAAGUGCCUUGCCUUAUAAUUAUGUUAACGGAAAAGGCAGCUUUGGACUCGUAUGGGUUGUAACAUAACAUUUGUAAAUAGACAUUGAUUGUUGUUUUUUUGUUUAUGUCGCUAUAUUCACAAAUUAUGCAUUUUGUUAAUUGAUUUAUUAAUACUGAACGUUUAUAUUGUUGUUUUUCACUGCAUACAGAUUUAAUAAAAAGUAUGUAUUUUCAUUUUUA